AUGAUGCCGGGAGAAAAAGCGAAAGAUGAAUCUCCAUCUAUAAGUGCCCAAACUCAUUUCAAAGCAGGAUUGAUCCAAGUUCUUGAUCUUAUGAUUGCUCAAAUGAAUACCCGGUUCAUCGCUUUAAAUGAAGUUGCCGAUGAUUUCGCAUUUUUGAGCGGUCAAGCAAUUGUGAACACCAGUGUUACUCAACUAACCAAAAUAGCGGCAGAUCUCGCUAUCAAAUAUCCUGAUGACUUGGAUCCGCAUGAAUUUUCAUCAGAAAUUGAGAGUUUCAAAUUUCAAGCAACGACGCUGAUGAGUGAAGCCAAAGACAUGAACCAUUUGAAUGUAUUAGAAAAAAUAUUCGAUCUGUCGCUCGAGGAUGUAUAUCCGAACAUAACAACAGCACUGAGAAUAUUCUUAUGCAUGCCUGUUACGACGGCUACUUGCGAGCGUUCUUUUAGUAAGCUAAAACUCAUCAAAUCUUAUCUUCGUUCCUCUUUAGACCAGGAACGGUUGGCGAAUAUUUCUAUUUUGUCGAUUGAGAAGGAUACUACAACACGUCUUAAUUUCGAUAAAAUAAUCGAUUUAUUUGCAAAGGCGAAAUCCAGAAAAGUAUUAUUCUGA
Bactrocera neohumeralis is the source of this 609-nucleotide messenger RNA. RefSeq lists its product as uncharacterized. Bases 1 to 609 code for a protein of 202 amino acids. Gene Ontology annotation, molecular function: protein dimerization activity. The transcript has a single exon. NCBI's taxonomy places the organism in Eukaryota, Metazoa, Arthropoda, Insecta, Diptera, Tephritidae. The record is from RefSeq and is a predicted model, not a curated record.